This is a messenger RNA of Panicum hallii, 432 nucleotides long. RefSeq names its product serpin-Z2A-like. Gene Ontology annotation, molecular function: serine-type endopeptidase inhibitor activity. The transcript is spliced from 2 exons. Bases 1 to 432 code for a protein of 143 amino acids. The record is from RefSeq and is a predicted model, not a curated record. Lineage: Eukaryota; Viridiplantae; Streptophyta; Magnoliopsida; Poales; Poaceae.
AUGGAGGAAGCGGACGUGAGGCCAAGCAAGAAGGCCCGCCGGCUGGGUGCCGGUUCCGGCCUGACGCUGUUCGCCCUCCGCUUGGCGAAGGAGCUCUCCGAGGGCGGCAGCUCCGGUGACAACUUUGUCUUCUCGCUGCUAUCCAUCUAUGACGCGCUGUCCCUGGUGGCGGCCGGGGCAGGGAGCAAGACCCUGGACGAGUUCCUCGCCCUGCUCAACGCGGCGUCAUGCGAUGAGCUCGCCGAGUUCAUCCGCGCCAUGGCGGAGAGCGCACUCGCCGACAGGUCUGUCUCCGGCGGGCCGCUCAUCGCCUUCGCAUCCAGGGUCUGGCACCAGGAGACGCUAGCGUUGAGGCCGGCCUACCGCGCCGCCGCCGUGGAGUCUUACAAGGCCAAGACGCGCGCUGCCGAUUUCCUCGAGAAGGGUUUAUGA